Molecule: messenger RNA, 975 nt
Organism: Didymodactylos carnosus
Lineage: Eukaryota; Metazoa; Rotifera; Eurotatoria; Philodinida; Philodinidae
Source: the annotation of a GenBank genome assembly
AUGUUAUAUUACACCCCCAAAGAUGAUCAAAAAACAUCGAAAAGGUUUGGUUCAAAGGGACAAAGUCAACCUGAAUAUUCAUCGAUCAAAAAUGAGCGAUCACCAUUGUAUUUAGUUCAUAAACGUUUAGGGUUUAAAAAUCCGGCUAUAUCACCGUGUGACCAAUUGAAUCCAGCUAGAACACUAUUAAUUACCAUUCUAUCGCGUUCAUCAAACGCUCAUAUUCGUGAAGCCAUUCGUCAAACGUGGGGGGCAUUGCGAACAUAUAAUAGUAUUGAAGUACGACUUAUGUUUCUUGUUGGUGUUGAUGAUGCAAUGUUAAAACAAAUUGAAAUUGAGCAAUCAAUAUAUCAUGAUGUUGUACAAGUAACAUUACCCGAAAAUUAUCCAAUUGUUUCAUACAAAGAGCUAGCUUCACUUUGUUGGUCCAUAAAACAUUGUCCAACAGUUAAUUAUAUUUUUAAAGCCGAUGAAGAUAUUCAUUUAAAUACACCAUUACUAGCGAAAAUCGUCGAGAAAUUAUUUCAAAAUUCGUCGUUACCUAGUAUACCAAUGAUGUUCGGUUGGUUUCGAUAUAAAAGUAGAGUAGAUCGUACCGGUCGAUAUAUUGUUACCGAAGAGGAAUAUGGUGAGUUUUAUUACCCGUUUUAUACGUUUGGAAUCGGUUAUUUAAUGACGAGGGCUGGUCGAGAUGAACUAUGUGCAGCUGCUAACACGCCACAUCCUGUGACGCGUGUUGGCGAUGCUUAUAUUACUGGUAUAUUAAGACAUCAUGCUCAAGUGGGCUAUGAUCGCUUAGGCGAUGUUCACUACAUCUAUUCGUAUGCGUUAAAUGGUGAAAAAUGUAAAAGUUAUUUUAUUCACGAUGAAAAGCUGUUAAUUUGUAUGGCGAGUUUACACUCGGGCACGAACGAUGCUGCAGAUGAAUAUGUUCAUACGUGGAAUGUGCUAUAUAAAGACAAAGAACAAGAAUGA